CGUGAAACACACGGCACCAAGAGUAGAAGUUGCAUACCUGUCAUCAUGCCUGUUGUAGAAUGUCAUAGAAUUUAGGAAAGAAGUUCCCAGCAGCUCUGUGCCAGGCUGAAGGUGGCCCAGUCUGAGGGCUAAUCUGUCAAAUAUUUAAUAAUCAUUUGCUCAGAAAAUUUCCCACGUUGUUCAUGGAGUUUUUCAUCAGUAUGUCUGAAACCAUUAAAUAUAAUGACGACGAUCACAAAACUGUGUUCCUGAAAACAUUGAAUGAACAACGUUUGGAAGGAGAAUUUUGUGACAUAGCUAUUGUGGUUGAAGAUGUUAAGUUCAGAGCCCAUAGGUGUGUGCUUGCUGCCUGCAGUACCUACUUCAAAAAGCUUUUCAAAAAACUGGAAGUUGAUAGUUCAUCAGUAAUAGAAAUAGAUUUUCUUCGUUCUGAUAUUUUUGAGGAAGUUCUCAAUUACAUGUAUACUGCAAAGAUAUCUGUUAAGAAAGAGGAUGUAAAUUUGAUGAUGUCUUCAGGCCAGAUCCUCGGUAUUCGAUUUCUCGAUAAACUCUGCUCUCAAAAACGUGAUGUUUCUAGUCCUGAAGACAACACACAGUCCAAGAGCAAGUACUGUCUAAAAAUAAACCGUCCUAUGGGAGAACCCAAUGAUACACAAGAUGAUGAGGUGGAAGAAAUUGGAGAUCAUGAUGAUAGUCCAUCAGAUGUGACAGUGGAAGGAACUCCUCCAAGUCAGGAAGAUGGAAAGUCACCAACAACUACCCUGAGAGUGCAAGAGGCAAUUCUGAAAGAGCUGGGAAGUGAAGAAGUUCGAAAAGUAAACUGCUAUGGCCAAGAAGUAGAGCCUAUGGAAACGACUGAAUCUAAAGACUUAGGAUCUCAGACCCCUCAGGCUUUGACAUUUAACGAUGGCAUAAGUGAAGUGAAAGAUGAACAGACACCUGGCUGGACCACGGCAGCCGGGGAUAUGAAGUUUGAGUACUUACUUUAUGGUCACAGGGAACAUAUUGUAUGUCAGGCUUGUGGCAAGACCUUUUCUGACGAAGCGCGAUUGAGAAAACAUGAAAAGUUACACACUGCUGAUAGGCCGUUUGUUUGUGAAAUGUGUACAAAGGGCUUUACCACGCAAGCUCAUUUGAAAGAGCACUUGAAAAUACACACAGGCUACAAGCCUUACAGUUGCGAGGUGUGUGGAAAGUCUUUUAUUCGCGCACCAGAUCUGAAAAAGCAUGAAAGAGUUCACAGUAAUGAGAGGCCAUUUGCAUGCCAUAUGUGUGAUAAGGCUUUCAAGCACAAGUCCCAUCUCAAGGACCAUGAAAGAAGACACCGAGGAGAGAAACCUUUUGUCUGCAGUUCCUGCACUAAAGCAUUUGCUAAGGCAUCUGACCUAAAAAGGCAUGAGAACAAUAUGCACAGUGAAAGAAAACAAGUUACUACAGCCAAUUCCAUCCAGAGUGAAACAGAACAGUUACAGGCAGCAGCCAUGGCUGCGGAAGCAGAGCAGCAAUUAGAAACUAUAGCUUGUAGUUAAAAACUAAA
Messenger RNA from Lepidothrix coronata (blue-crowned manakin), 1537 nucleotides. It is a transcript of the gene ZBTB14, whose product is annotated as zinc finger and BTB domain containing 14. Gene Ontology annotation, cellular component: nucleus. The record is from RefSeq and is a predicted model, not a curated record. Gene Ontology annotation, molecular function: DNA-binding transcription factor activity, RNA polymerase II-specific; RNA polymerase II cis-regulatory region sequence-specific DNA binding; protein binding. NCBI's taxonomy places the organism in Eukaryota, Metazoa, Chordata, Aves, Passeriformes, Pipridae. The transcript is spliced from 3 exons. Gene Ontology annotation, biological process: regulation of transcription by RNA polymerase II. The coding region runs from base 183 to 1529 and encodes 448 amino acids.